GGAAUGUGGUAGUGGUAGCACAGUGAGAAAUUAAAUGUAAAUAGUAUUACGUAAUAGUUUAUAUGAAAUAUUAAACUUGAUUAACAGACAAAGAAUGAGUAAGCCUGUAAUGAAUUACAAAAUAAAAAUUAUAAUAUUCAUAUACUAUAGUGAGCCAUUGCAAACGGAACUUGUAAGACUAUCGGUUUACAUUCCAGUAUUGGGCGUAUGAAAUUUAGAAAUUGUAUUUGUCAUUAGUCUUUGGUGAAGUAUGACAUAUGUGUUAUCAAAAGCUUCUAGCUACAAGUUUUGAUAAGAAUAUAAAGGUGAAACUUUUGUGUAAUUAUGGAAAUAUUAAAGAUGAAGUUUGAACCAUUUUCUGAUGAGGAACAGGAAGCUUUGUUGGAUAUCAAAUUGGAGAAAAAUGAACAUGAAAGUUCCACAAUAACUAGUACUACAGGAAAACCUGAUUACAUGAAAGAAACAUCUCUACAUACCAUUUUGAAGUUUGAAAUGAUAAAAGAGGAGAAAGAAGAUAUCUAUGAUGGAGCAACAGAGAAAAAUGAGAACAUAUUUGUCCAAGAGAAGAUAGAGCAUCCUGGUGAUCUGAUAGGAGGAAAUGUUAUUUCAAAGUUCAGUGAGAGCAAUGAUGAUGAUCUGGAUAGUUUAAACUAUAAUGAUAUGAACGUGAAAACAAAAAUCGAAUUUCAAGAAGAAAUUGAACCUGUGUUAGAAAGUGCAUCUGAAGUAUUGAAGAUGAAGGUUGAACCAUUUUCUGAUGAGAAGCAGGAUGCUAUGAUCAAUAUCAAAUUGGAGAAAAAUGAAGAUGAAGCUUUCACAAUAACUGGUACUACAUUAACUGCUAAUUACAUGGAAGAAAGAUCUAUACAUACCCUUUUGAAGUUUGGUAUAAUAAAGGAGGAGACAGAAGAUAACUAUGAUGGAGCAACAAUGAAAACUGAGAACAUAUUUGUCCAAGAGAAAACAGAGCAUCCUGGUGAUCUGUUAGAAGAUGAUGUUAUUUCAAAGUUCAGUGACAACAAUGAUGAUGUUCUAGAUAAUUCAAACUAUAAUGAUAUGGAUGCAAAAACAAAAACUGAAUUCCAAGAAGAAAUUAAAUCUGUGUUAGAAAGUACAUCUGAUAUGAAGACCAGUGUGAACAUGUGUUGUGAGAAUCAGUGUCCUGGUUAUCAUGUUAUGAAACCAGAAGAUCACUAUACAGAAGUUAUAAAAUCCUCAAAACCAAACAACACUAUAUGUGGAGAAACAACUGUAAAUGGAAGUAAUCUAAAAGAAUUUGAUAUACCUCAGUGUAAUGGUAAAACAUAUAGUUGUGUAGUCAGUGGAAAAGAAUUUAGAACAAUGGAUAAUCUAACACAAGAAAAGAGGAUACAAUCUGGAGAGAAACCAUAUCAUUGUGCAGCUUAUGGAAAAGAUUUUGAGAGAAAUGGUUCCUUAAAACAGCAUGAAAGAAAUCACACUGGGGAGAAAUCAUACAGUUGUGGAAUUUGUGAAAAACUGUUUGUAUCAAAAUAUAACUUAAAAAUACAUCAAAGAAUACACACUGGGGAGAAACCAUACAGUUGUGAAGUUUGUGAAAAACAAUUUAUAUCAAAGGGUGAAUUAAAAAGUCAUUUAAGAACACACACUGGGAAGAAACCUUACAGUUGUGCAAUUUGUGAAAAACAUUUUGUGUCAAACAGUACUUUAAAAAUACAUAAAAAAAUACACACCGGGGAAGACCUAAUCAGUUGUACAAUUUGUAAAAAACAAUUUAGAACAAAUGGCGAGUUAAAAGAACAUCAAAGAAUACAUACUGGGGAGAAACCAUACAGUUGUACAGUGUGCAGAAAACAAUUUGGAACAAGAGGUACCUUAAAAUUACAUCAAAGCAUACACAGUGGGGAGAAACCGUACAGUUGUAUGGUUUGUGAAAAACAAUUUAGAACAAGGAAUGACUUAAAAAUACAUCAAAUAACGCACAGUAGUGAGAAACCUUACAGUUGUACAGUGUGUGGAAAAAACUUUGGUAGAAAGAAUAACUUAAAAUCACAUCAAAUAAUACACACUGAGGAGAAACUGUACAGUUGUGCAGUUUGUGCUAAAAAAUUUAAAAGAAACGAUGAAUUGAAAAAACAUCAAAAGACACACAUUAGUAAGAAAACUUACAGUUGUUCAGUGUGUCAAACACACUUCUGGACAAUGAAUAGCUUAAAAUUACAUCAAAGAAUACAUACAGAAGAGAAACCUCACAGUUGUGCUGUAUGUGGAAAACAUUUUUUUGGAAGCAGUAACUUCGAACAACAUCUAAGAACACAUACUGAGGAGAAACCUAGCAGUUGUGCAGUUUGUGGAAAACAACUUGGUUCAAAGGAUGAAUUAAGAAGUCAUUUAACAACACACAUUAGGGUGAAACCUUACAGUUCUGAUGUUUGUGGAGAACGAUUUCUUGGAAGUAAUAACUUAAGACAACAUCAAAGAAUACAUCCUCGUUGGAAACCACACAAUUGUUCAUUUUGUGGAAAAUAUUUCAAAAGAACUGUUGAAUUAAAAGUACAUCAAGAAAUACACACUAGGGAGGAAUUUAACAUUUCUGUAGCUUCCAUACCUCGGCAGUCAAGUAUGGGGGAUUACAAUACUACAAAUUGGAUUUUGAUACCAGUAAUUGACUCGACAUAUUAAAAGGACAACAAAGGACCCUUUGGUUCAUCUACAUCUACCACAAGUACUCAAAUCCUGAAAUGCAGCAUUGAAGCCCAUAAUAAAUUACCACUGUUCCACCAGGGAAUCUACUUUAUGUAUAUAUUCAUCAGGAACUGAAGUCAAGGUUUUAAAUAUGGAAGCAAGAACCUUGCAGGAAGUGUUGCUUAUUAAUAGAUUUUAUCUUCCUCAUUUACUUCAUGUAAGGCUUUAUCAGAAACUCAAAAUAUGGAUUACAGGUUUAUGAUCUGUUAUUGCAAACAAAGAUCACCCUCAGCAAUUAGGACCAUCAGUUAGGAAUGAGAGUGAUGGUCAAAUCAUAUAUAUUUGGUCUGACAAGUUAUGGUAGUGAGUGGUAAUGACUAGCUGCCUUCUCCUUAGUCUGUCACUACAAAAUUAGGGAUGGCUAAUGCAGAUAGUCCUGAUUGAGGGCUUUGAAACAUUCAACAAACAUACACUAACAUGAUCAAUUCAUGUACUCAAAGAAUAAAUGGUUGUUAUUCUAAUUGUAUGACUUUGUUAACUACUGUUGGAAAAUGUACCUUAGGUUCUUUUUAUUUCUUGGGAAUCAAUUUACCUUUCAAUAUCUAUAUAUGUUCUUGUACAUGGAACAUUACACCUAAACAGCAAUAAGUCUUUGAUAUUUAUAAUUAUUUUCCAUAUUUCAGUUUGAAACAUUGAUUAUCUAUCAUCUACAAAUUAUUUUAUAUUUCUUACAAUAUAAUCAUGUUAGUAGUGUGUCUGGCUGCUGAUUUUCUGAUGUUUUUAUUUACUUUU
Molecule: messenger RNA, 3456 nt
Organism: Limulus polyphemus (Atlantic horseshoe crab)
Lineage: Eukaryota; Metazoa; Arthropoda; Merostomata; Xiphosura; Limulidae
Product: gastrula zinc finger protein XlCGF57.1-like
Exons: 9
Coding region: 325-2661 (778 amino acids)
Biological process (GO): negative regulation of transcription by RNA polymerase II
Cellular component (GO): nucleus
Molecular function (GO): RNA polymerase II transcription regulatory region sequence-specific DNA binding; DNA-binding transcription repressor activity, RNA polymerase II-specific
Source: RefSeq, a predicted model, not a curated record